AGAAAAAGCUCUCUCAGCAUUGGUUACUAACUAGUAGCUAAAAGUUUUAAUUAUUAGUUGAAAGAGAAAAAGAGAGAGGAUUUUCUGUUUGUUUCCCGAGAAAGAAAAUUAAGUUGGUAUCUAUUGGGGCAAUGAGUACUACUGUGGCUCUCACUGGCGAACCUAUUCUCUCAAAACUUGAUCGCUUAGACAACAUGUUGAGAGAGUUGGAGGAAAUUAAUAAAGGAAGUAACAGAUCAUGUUCAUCACCAUCAAAAAGCUCAUAUGAAUCCACUCAAUCAAGUGGGACCUUAACAAGUGAAGGACACGUGUCAUCCAUCGAUGAUGUUUCUCCAAGAAGCUUAGAGAAGCACUGCCGUCCGAUCAAUCAUGUGGUGUUGGAAGCUGAGGUUAAAGGAAAUCUCAUUGAGAGGCUUCACCGUGUAGAAGAUCGAGUCCUUAAGUUGUGUUUGCAGAUGGAGGAGGAACUAAUUAAGGCUAGGAAAAUGAAGGAGAAGAAGAAAUCUCAUACUAAGAAAGGACUUAAACAACUUGUUCAACAAUGUGUUGGGGGAACAAAAAAUAGUGACUUGGAAACCCACCAAUGAUGAUGAUUAAUAUUAUUAUUAUGGGACUAAUAUAUGUUUUUUUUCUUCUUAAUUAUCUUUUUAAUUUGCAUAUUUUGUUGUUUUUUAACUAAGUCUCCUUGUACGUGUUAGGGUGAGUUUGUACAUUGAUAUCAAGAAAGGAAAGGACUUUGAUUGUGACUUUUAACAA
Messenger RNA from Cannabis sativa, 756 nucleotides. RefSeq lists its product as uncharacterized. Bases 132 to 587 code for a protein of 151 amino acids. The record is from RefSeq and is a predicted model, not a curated record. NCBI's taxonomy places the organism in Eukaryota, Viridiplantae, Streptophyta, Magnoliopsida, Rosales, Cannabaceae. The transcript is spliced from 3 exons.